AUGAACUCGACAAUAUUUAUUAAGAUCACGCUGUUUUACAGCACAUUUGUUCUGUUUUACUCCAAUAUCUACUCACAGGUCAUAUGUGGAAAAACAAAUCCGCUCUUGCCCAAUGACACGUGCAUAGAGUUGAAAACGAAUCACUUCAGAUUCGAUGAAUACUGGUGGUUUAUGCCGAAAACAAGUUCGUUGUUUGACCUCAUGAAAAAUUAUACAGAAAGAUUUUGGAUAGGGCUUUAUAUUCAGAACGGUGUAUAUUACUGGGGUGACCAAACAGAACUCGAAGACAAGGAAAAAAAAUUAUUUCUCAAGCACAAUUACAAAGGCAAUGAAACUCGCUGUGCCGUUUACGAAAAUAAAUCAAUUGAAUUUGUCCAGUGUGCCUGUCGAAACAAUGGUCUCGCCGAUAAAGCUUCGAACUAUUCACGUUUUGCAAAUUUUCCUAAAAUUUGUAAAGGGAAUAACACAGGGAAAACUACUGCAAAACCGAAAACAAGAUUAGAAAGCAGGACCACCAGUGAGUAUGUGGGAUCUACUCAACCUAUCAUUACGGCGACAAAGAAAAUAACAUCAGGAGGCAUGACUUCCGAUACGUCUUUUAUGAAAUCUAGUCAAACAAUCAGUGCAGCGGUACCGGAAACAACCUCAGAAGGCUUUACUACCAGUGAAUUGACGACUGCAUCACAUACGAGCACAGUAAAAGAAAAACGCUGCAACUGCAGCUGCCGGCGAAAUAAUACAACAGAAUUUACCAUGGAAGAAAUCCGUAAGAUAUUCCUUAGCAGAAAGGAAACAUCUCGUUAUAAGAGAAGCAAAGAAUCUGCCCCGGAUGAAAGAAAAUCAUCCAAAGUUAUUGCUGGUGUGGCAGUUGUGGCUAUAUCCGCCACGCGGUCCUCUCGUUUGAAGACCGUGGAAUCUCAUGCCGCCGCCAGCAGAAUAAUGCUAUCUAAUUUGUCGCUGCCGCCGAUGCCACCAUUCAUCCUCUUUGGGCUCUCGCGAAGGUCUGCUGCCAAUAUCCGUCCACGUGUUGUUCGUCCGUCUCACGCACUGGAAAAUGAAUGA
Acanthosepion pharaonis is the source of this 1062-nucleotide messenger RNA. Lineage: Eukaryota; Metazoa; Mollusca; Cephalopoda; Sepiida; Sepiidae. The record is from the annotation of a GenBank genome assembly.